This is a messenger RNA of Cataglyphis hispanica, 2519 nucleotides long. Its product is annotated as dymeclin. Gene Ontology annotation, cellular component: Golgi apparatus. Gene Ontology annotation, biological process: Golgi organization. NCBI's taxonomy places the organism in Eukaryota, Metazoa, Arthropoda, Insecta, Hymenoptera, Formicidae. Bases 250 to 2319 code for a protein of 689 amino acids. The record is from RefSeq and is a predicted model, not a curated record. The transcript is spliced from 12 exons.
UACCGAUACGUCAGCUGGUCGCAGUGUGGAACUUUUCUCUAUCCAUGCGUUAUGUGUCACAGUUACAUGCAAAAGUCAACCAAGAUUAUUAGUCUGUAAUUUUGUAAGUGUACUUUAUUUUAGCGGCUUAGUCAAGCCCAGACAUCUCAAGUGAUAGAGAAUUUUGCAAAUAACUACUGAAAUAAGGAGUGAUCGGUGAUCCUGUCCAACCAUCCUCGAUACAUGACGUGAAGAAACUCAAUAGAAGCAAUGGGUACAACGCCGAGUCGCUAUGAAGAUCUCUCCAAAAAUGUUUACUUGGAGAAAUUCUGUGGGAAGCAAAGCAUACUUGCAAACGAUCCAUUCUGGAACACAUUCUUAUCAUACAACAUGCGACCACCUAUUACAAGGAACGAUCAAAUAGAGCUCGAUUCAAGAUUAGACGUAUCAUGUCAACAAUUGCUUGUGAAUAACAUGAUCACUGGCAAUUUUGGUACUCUGAUACAGGUAGCUCUUACACGCAUCAAUGAACUACUAGCACCUGUUCAAAAUCAAAAUAUAAUAUCAACAUGGCAAACAUACAAUGCACUAUUUGCCGUGAGAUGCAUUUUGAAAUAUUUUAUUGAGACUGUUGGUGAAGAAGAGAUGCUAAAACACAUUGAAGCACCACAAACAACUUCAGCAAAUGAAGCAUUGUCUUCUUUUAGAUUGGAAGAACUUUUUGAUGCAUUGAUAGAACUUAUUAUAGAUGUACCUUUGUGUGAAUUUACAUAUGUCGUUCAUUUGGAAGCAAUUAAUUGUUUACUCGUGUUGCUUUCGGUACAAUUAUUUUCUCAAACUGCAGCUGAAUAUAGCACUGUAUACAGGAUAGCGAUGCAUGCACAUUCGAGCCAACAAGCACCUGCUGUGGUGUGUAUACUGUUGCACAAUUUUAUACAACAGGAACACGCUCCUCCGGGUUUGCUGACGCAGCAACCUGGGGGUAGUAUCGUAUUCAGUAUAGCUGCUGGGUUGUGGAACGUAAUAAAAAUGGGCAUUGGUAGUGGUUCAAAGAAUGUACAGAUUGCACAUAAUGGCACUGCUGAGGACGAAGAAAAAAAACGCGAUACGGAAACUCCACUCGCUAGUCAGUCUCUAUUACUUUUAUUGAUUCUGACAAAUCAUUGUACUGCUACGCACAAUCCAUAUAGAAAUGCGCUUUUUUCUUUUAUAGAUAUGCAAGAUGAUCAACCUACAUCACAAACGAAAACAGCCGAGAUCUUUAAAUUUAAUUUGAAUAAAUUAUAUAACACUAUUUGUAAGAUACCAAAUACAGAUGAAAUUACGCUCUUGCUCUAUAUGCUAUUACAUAGGAAUUCGAACGUGAAACAGGAUAUAAUGAAAAGGCCUGAUAUACAAUUAUUGGUAACUCCAAUAUUACAAAUAUUAUAUCAUGCACCAAACAAUACGUCACAUCAUAUUUAUAUGUCCCUUAUCAUUCUCCUAAUUUUAAGUGAAGAUGAAACAUUUAACAAACGAAUACAUGAAAUUAUGCUCAAAGGUGUAACAUGGUACACUGAGAGAUCUAUAAGUGAAAUAUCAUUAGGUGGUCUUUUAAUUCUGGUUGUGAUCCGCACGAUACAAUAUAAUAUAUUUAAAAUGAGAGAUAAAUAUCUUCAUACAAAUUGUCUAGCAGCUUUGGCAAAUAUGUCUGCCCAAUUCACAUCCUUACAUCCUUAUGUUAGUCAGAGAUUGCUGAGUUUAUUCGAGACUCUUGCAAAAAAACAUGCGCGGUUAGAAGUAAAAAUUCGAGCGCAAGCACAACCGAUAACUUCUCCUGACAAUACUAAUGUGAUCGUUAAUGGAAAUGCCACCGUUGCAAACACCGAUUUGAUUCAAGACUUAACCAUACUUGAGGAAGUCCUGCGGAUGGUGCUAGAAAUUAUAAAUAGUUGUUUAACUCACAGACUCCCGUACAAUCCAAACUUAAUUUACACUCUCUUAUAUAAAAAAGAUGUCUUUCAACCAUUUAGAAUGCACUCUGCUUUCCAAGAUAUCGUCCAAAAUAUUGAUUCUGUAAUUAAUUUCUUUUCUUAUAAAUUGGAGCAAAAAGAUCAAUCGCAACUCGGUGUUAGUCAAGUAUUGGCUACUAUACAACAAGGAACCUUAGAAUGGCCACGAGAUCGUUUGAGAAAAUUUCCAGAAUUGAAAUUUAAAUAUGUGGAAGAGGAACAACCGGAAGAGUUCUUCAUACCUUAUGUGUGGAGUGUUGUUUGUCAAGGAGCAUUAUUACAUUGGAGCGCGGAAAAUAUAAAAUUGUUUUCUCAUAACAAUAGUGAGACAACAAUCAUUGUUUGCUGAUAUUGAGAUGAGGGGUGCAUCCUACUAUAAGUAUUCGAAAUGAUAAUAGUAGGAUAAUAAUAUAUGAAAUAAGUUUGUAAUAAAAAUUGUCGAAAAGGUAUAAACAUUUUCCUUUUGGCAAUGGGGAAUAGAAAAAUUAAGGACUCAAAACGAAAGUGUAUACAGCGCAGAAAGAAUAUAAUAUAUGACAUUAAAGAUAA